Tripterygium wilfordii is the source of this 1929-nucleotide messenger RNA. RefSeq names its product protein POLLENLESS 3-LIKE 2-like. Gene Ontology annotation, molecular function: protein binding. The record is from RefSeq and is a predicted model, not a curated record. The transcript is spliced from 4 exons. The coding region runs from base 110 to 1678 and encodes 522 amino acids. Lineage: Eukaryota; Viridiplantae; Streptophyta; Magnoliopsida; Celastrales; Celastraceae.
GUAAACGCAAACACACUCACUUUCUUCGUCUCCUAUCCCUCCAUAUCUGCUUUUUCUCCACAGAGAAGUACCUGCUCAUAUUCUUCUUCACUCACGCUAUUCCCAAGAGAUGCUGAAUGCCCCGCCAGGAUUUCGAACCUCCAAAUCUGCUCCCUCUUCUCCGGCCAAGCCUUUGGGUGUCUCAAGAGCUCGAUCUGAGUCCUUCCAUCCUAUUCAUAAAGUCCCAGUCAGUGACAGUCCAUAUGUAAGAGCGAAGACCCAAGAGAAGCUGAAUGCUCCGCCAGAAUUUCGAACCUCCAAUUCUGCUCCCUCUUCUCCGGCCAAGCCUUUGGGUGUCUCAAAAACUCGAUCUGAGUCCUUCCAUGCGAUUCAUAAAGUCUCAGUCAGUGACAGUCCAUAUGUAAGAGCGAAGAAUAUGCAGUUGGUGAAGAAGGAUCCAGACAGGGCAAUUCCCCUGUUUUGGGCAGCAAUAAAUGCUGGAGACAGAGUGGAUAGUGCUCUAAAAGACAUGGCCAUUGUCAUGAAGCAACAAAACCGAGCAGAGGAAGCCAUUGAAGCCAUUAAGUCACUUAGAAUACGAUGUUCAGACCAAGCCCAAGAGUCCCUUGAUAACAUCCUUCUGGAUCUGUACAAGAGAUGUGGGAGAUUGGAUGACCAAAUAUCACUUUUAAAGCACAAGCUUUACUUGAUACAUCAAGGGCUUGCUUUCAAUGGGAAACGCACCAAGACAGCAAGGUCUCAAGGGAAAAAGUUUCAGGUCUCUGUUGAACAAGAAGCAACUAGGUUGCUGGGGAACCUGGGUUGGGCAUUGAUGCAGCAGAACAACUAUACUGAGGCAGAGGAUGCUUACCGGCGGGCACUUUCGUUUGCUCUAGAUAAUAACAAGAUGUGCAAUCUGGGAAUAUGUUUGAUGAAACAGGGGAGGAUUUCUGAAGCAAAAGAGACACUCCGACGAGUGAACCCAGCAGUCGCUGAUGGUCCAAGAGGCCAAGACUCCCAUCUCAAGGCCUAUGAAAGGGCGCAGCAGAUGCUCAAGGACCUUGAGUCAGAGAUGAUGAACAAAGGAGGAGGGGACAGGGUCGAACAAAGAAGGCUCUUCGACGCCUUCCUGGGUUCUUCAUCAAUUUGGCAGCCUCAGCCUUGCAGGGAUCAUCACACUGUGUUUACAGCAACAACUGCAGUUCAGUCUCGAGAUGAUUUUGCCGAUGAGAACAUCAAUUUAUCAAAUAUAGUUCCCAGCCAGAGAAAUUUCAACAAACAAGUGGUCCCUUCUUUUGUGAAUUCACUGAAUGUCGAUGCACCCCCAUUUUAUUCCACCAAAUUAACUGAGGACCCAAUGGUGAAUGACCCAAUUGGGAAUCAGUUCCAUGAGAAUCUAAAGAGAGCACGAUCUGGAAAUGCGGCCAAUUUUAGCAGACUCUCAAAGGCAUAUGUUGAAACAAAAAUACCAGAGCAUAAGUCAAGAAGGUUGUCAGAUGAAACAGAUGGCAAGUUGUCUGAAUUGUUGCCAGACAACAAGGAUUUUGAAGAGGCAAUCAUGGGUGCGGUUCUGGGUUCUACAAUUGCAGCAGGGAAGCUUGUUGACACAAGCAAAACUGUUUCUGGGAUGUUGGAGACGAAGAAGAUUGAGAAGAGGCUGAAGGUCUUUCAGGAUAUAACUCUCUCUCCAAAAGCCUGAUUUAGAUUUUUUUAUUAGACUAAUCAAACUAAUUUAAUUUCACUGAAAUAGAAUUGUAGUUUAGGUUUGGAGAUGAGGCUCUCCCUUGACUCCAAUUCCUGCUUCUGCAGAGUGGAGAGGAAGCAAACUAUGUAGCAGCCUAGCAGGUAGAUACCACCAUCUAUUAUUUGUGAUUGACACUCCAAUAAGAGGUAUCUGAAUAUCUGUAAUAUUUAUUGUUUAUCUUAAUUUAUGCACCUUUAUGAGAUGAA